UACAGUUGAACAUUUCCAAGUCUCACAAUCAACGUUUCUCAGACCGAUCUUACGAUCCUGACACCCCCAGUUGUCUCUCUAUCUACCAAUGGCAUCGCAUCGGACUCGGAAAUGGCAUAUGCGCCACCACUCGUGCUUUGUACUUGGCACCGACCAUCCAGAUCUGCAGGCGGGCGUUGUUCCUGUGGGUCCUGACCAGGAGUUGCUCGUCUGGGAACGAUUCGACCACUGGUCGAAAUGCACGCCAACACAUCACACGUCUGGGUCCUUGUCUAAGAGCCUCAGAGAUGCGGGCAGGGCUAACCUCAUGCUAACGGCCAAUGCCUUGUGUGUCCGCUUCUCUAUAGGCCUCGAACCGCCAACGGGCCCUUUUGGCCGACCGUUGCAGGAUGAUGCUGUUGGAGGGGUAGUCAUAAAGACACCCUUGGAUGCUGUUGGUCGAGAUGGAGCAGCAUCUUCAAGUUUUCGAUUCCUUAGACGGACCAACAUUUCAACGAUUCAUCCUUCCCUUCGUCCAUUGCCUAGCCAAUUGCAUUUUUUUCCCUGUGGUGUGACUUGGAUCUGACUCUCUAAACAUCACCCAACUAAUUGUUCUCGUCUAUCGCGCACUGGAGGUAGCACAGCAGCCGCCACCAGAAUUUUAUAUUCUCCCACACCGACGCCACAGGAAGAGCCCAAGCGAGGCAUUGAGUGCCAGGGUUGCACUUGAACACCUCUACUUCUCCAAAUCCUAUCGAACACGCAGAUAUCGUGAUGUUCUAUAUCA
Messenger RNA from Eremomyces bilateralis CBS 781.70, 766 nucleotides. RefSeq lists its product as uncharacterized. Lineage: Eukaryota; Fungi; Ascomycota; Dothideomycetes; Eremomycetales; Eremomycetaceae. The coding region runs from base 89 to 565 and encodes 158 amino acids. The transcript has a single exon. The record is from RefSeq and is a predicted model, not a curated record.